This is a messenger RNA of Quercus robur (English oak), 1593 nucleotides long. RefSeq names its product aspartic proteinase CDR1-like. NCBI's taxonomy places the organism in Eukaryota, Viridiplantae, Streptophyta, Magnoliopsida, Fagales, Fagaceae. Gene Ontology annotation, cellular component: extracellular region. The coding region runs from base 1 to 1593 and encodes 530 amino acids. The record is from RefSeq and is a predicted model, not a curated record. The transcript is spliced from 5 exons.
AUGGCUAUAACCUUUAGUGAUGAUGAAAUUUCUGAUCAUGAGUCUGGUAGUGAUGAAGAUGGAAACUUCAUUGCUUUCACAACUACUGUUGUAGUUGAUGAAAGUGCUGUGGAUGCAAUGAGUGUAGACUUAGGUUUAAAGAAGAUUGUCUCCCUUGAACUUGAAAAGAAAAACUUGUUGCUGAAAUUGCUUGAUGCUAAUAAUUUGAUUGAUAAGGCAAUGCAUGGACAAAUUCUAUUGGAUGUGCUCAAUGAGGUUGCGGCCUUACGAGUAGAUUUGGCGCAUGCUAGAGGUUCUACUCCACAAGCUCCACCCUCUGAUGAGUCAUGGCUGCCCUUUGCGACUAAGCAUGUCCGGGUGGCACUAGUGAUGGAAGAGAAGAAGAAGUGGAGGCACCUAGGUGGCACCAGUGAUGGAAGAGAGGAAGAAGCGGGGAUGCCAAAUCCCCGUACCAGCUCUGACUGCAAUCGAGCAGGCCUUUUGGUUACAGCUCAUAAUGUCCCCCAAGCACAAUUAAUACCAUACUACGGUCAGCAUCUCAUGAAGGCCUCAAUUGGCACGCCACCAGUAGACAUCUACGGCAUUAUCGAUACAGCUAGUGACCUUGUGUGGACACAAUGUGUACCUUGUGAUGUCUGCUUUAAACAGAUUCAUCCCAAGUUCGAACCUAAAAGGUCCAGCACAUACAGUGAAAUUUCUUGUCAUUCAAAUAAAUGUCAAGAAUGGGACCAUGUCCAUUGUUCCCCUCAAAAUAGUUGCAAUUACGUCAGUGGAUAUGCAAGUGGUUUAUCCAAAGGUGUUUUGGCCAAAGAAAAAAUCACCAUCACUUCUACCUCUGGGCAAGCAGUUUCCUUUGAUAUUGCUUUCGGAUGUGCACACAACAAUACCAUAAAUUACAAUGACCACACAACGGGACUUAUUGCGUUAGGAUUAGGGCCUUUGUCCUUUCCUUCACAAAUUGGUAGCAAGAGGUUUUCUUAUUGCUUGUUGCCAUAUGGUACUGAAUAUACUGAUCCUAGUAUUACAGGCAAGAUAAGUUUUGGCAAUGGUAGUGAAGUUGUGGGUGAUGGUGUGGUUUCAACACCAUUUGUAGCUGUGGGAAAUCAAUAUUAUGUGACACUAGAAGGAAUUAGUGUUGGAGACACAUAUGUGCCCUUUAACUCUUCAGGUAAGGUUUCUAAGGGCAACGUUUGUAUCGAUUCAGGAUCACCACCAUUGGCUUUGCCACCAUAUUUUUAUAAUCGCUUAGAGGUGGAAGUGAAGAAGCAGAUUUCAAUUGAUCCCAUUAAAAAUGAAACUCUAACAGGGACACGGCUUUGCUAUAGAACUGAAAUUACUAACGAAAAUGGACCAAAAUUGACUGUCCAUUUUGAAGGUGCAGAUGUGGAGUUAAAGCCUACACUAACUUUCAAUCGACCGGUUCAUGCAUAUGAUAUUUACUGCUUUGCAAUUACUAAUACUGCAAAUACUGCACUGGCAUAUUUUGGUGACAAAGGAUUAUAUGGCAACUAUGUUCAAGCAAAUUUGUUGAUUGGGUUUGACUUGGAAACAAGGAUGGUCUCGUUCAAGCCGACUGAUUGCACUAAACUGUAG